UUGUAGCUGUCCAAGUGAAAGGAAGCAUUAAUUUUUAUGUGAUUAUGGAGGAAAAUUUUCCCUCCACCACCCCAAUCUUACCACCUUCAUCAAAAUGUAAUGUGUGCCAUUUCAUCUUACUGUUUAUCAAUUUUUAUGGAUCAUUUUGUACCUGCUACUAUAUUUGUGUUGUGUGGCAAAAAUUUUAAGGUGCCACCUUAUUUUUCUAUUUUAUCAUGUUUAUAUUUAUCAAGAUUUAUAAAAAUUAGGGAGAUCCCAAUGUCAUUCUUGUUUAGGUUGUCUGAGUUGUAGUUUUGAUAUUCGGGGAUCUCCUUUUUAUAGGGGUUGUAAAUAAGUUGUCAACUUCUUCAAUCGUCAUUAAUAAAUGACAAUUUUCAACCUUAUUUUUCUAUUUUAUUAUGUUUAUAUUUAUCACGAUUUAUAAAAAUUAGGGAGAUCCCAAUGUCAUUCUUGUUUAGGUUGUCUGAGUUGUAGUUUUAAUACCCGGGGAUCUCCCUAUUAUAGGGGUUGUAAAUAAGUUGUUAACUUUUUCAAUCGUCAUUAAUAAAUGACAAUUUUCAACCAACAAUAUGUAUUCUAUUGUUAAUUGCCAAGAAAAAUAACAAAGCUGUGGGACAUGAGAAAACUUGUUUCUUCGAAUAGUAUUUUAUAUUCUUAUAAAAAUGGAGAGCAUAAAAUUAUUUUUCUGCACAUUUGAGUAAUUGCAGUGCAAGAAGAGUAGAGCAAUGUUAAGUUGAUUUUUUCAAAAGCCUGGAACAGGAAUAAAUGUCGGGAAGACAAUAAUUCAUGAAUCGACAUUUUCUGCUGAUUUGGCGGGUUUAUUGCUUCAGAUGCACUCGGUUUCAAUGAGAUUAUAUGGAUUCAAUCACGGACAUGUGAUUCUCCUUGUUCUUUUUUUUUUUUUUUUAAUUGAUUUACCGUCAGUUACAACUUGCAUGCUCUAUUCAUGCGCGCGAUGAAGUUCGAUUUCAAAACGAUGCUGACCCGUGCGUGCGGAUGCGAGAAAUGGAGAAUACGGGGAAAACAAUUAUUGUGUCCCGCAGUGUGACGAGGACAGUCGUCGGGACACCGCAACAUCGGUCCAUUCUUUUCCCAAGGAUCCAUCUGUUCAGAAAGCACAGAAACCGGUAAUUUUGUCUGUGAUAAUAAUUGUAUGGGUCUAUACCAUGCCACCCCCUAAUGAAAACACAAGGAAUGAAACGAAUUUUUACUCAAAACUUCGAUUUAAAAUACAUUGUAGCUCUAAAAUUCGGCUUUUAUCGUCACCCAUCCCAAAGUUCUUCCUUGUCUAGUAAUUUUAAUAUUUAUGCCAUUGAUCCACCAUAAAAUUCAGGAAUAUUUGGAAACAGAUACAUCCACUGUACACUUUCUAGUUUUAUCAAACACCUCAACACAAUUCCGACGAUUGGGGCAAGUUUGGCACUACCUCGUGUCUAUGAUCAAAUAUCAGGACAACGAUUUGUUUUAUCGUCACAUUUACAUGACCAAUAAUUACGUGUUAUCUGUAUAAGUUUAUGCAUAUAUUGUCAGUGUCAGUGAAUAAAACCAAUCGUAUUCAAAUAUAUCGAUUUCGAUGAUUAUGCUUUUAAUGAGACAUUUCAUAUUACAAUUUCCGCGUGUUUCUUUGGAACUAAUGUAGACUAUUUAAAAUUUUAGCGGCCAAUUUGAUCAUUUGCAUCAAUUUUCUUUGCUAGUGGGAAGGGGACAACAUGCAAAAAAAAAAAAAAAAAAAAAAAAAAAGAGAAAAAAAAAAGUAUUCCUAUAUUGAUACGUAUCUUCUGCCUUGGGGUAACGGUACUUCAAAUGUCUGAUAAUCUAGAACAACCCAUAAGUUUUUAGAUCUUGUUUCUCAUCCUAUCGUAUGCAUUUAUUUAUUAUGCAAUAAGAUGCAUGUAUGUUCAAAUAAAAUUAAUCGAUAACAAUCCAGAGGUUUGAAUCUUUUAUUUUCCUUAAAAUAUUUCUCAUAAUUUCUUUUCUUUUUAUUAAUUUAUAAUAAAGAUGUUUAGUUAAAAUAUUUGGCUUUAUCGAUUUAUUUAUCGUUAAUAUUUACAUUUUAUUAUCGUUUGUCUCAUGACACAAACGCUAUCAUAAUCUAGAACAACAUCAAGUUUUUAUAUCUGGUUUUUCAUUCUAUGUAUGAUUUUAUUGAUAUGCAAUAUGAUUUUGCUCAAAUGAAUAACAUUCCACGGGGUUGACUUUUUUCCCCUUCAAAUAUUUCUCAUAAUUUAUUAUCUUUUAAUUCCGUAAGAAAGAUUUUUAGUCAAAAUGUUCGGCUUUAUCGAUUUAUUUAUCGUUAAUAAUAUUCUAUAAUUCUCAUAUAAAAUUGUGUUUAAUUGGAAACUUAAAUUGACGUAAUUUAGGCGAUGGAUAAAAACGAAAAAAGAGAAGAGAAAAGAAUAAAAAAAAAAAAUGAUGAUGAUGGGAAAAUGUAAUCAAUACUAGGAAAUGACACCUCCAUACUGUAUAAAAGUGUUCCCAUGCCUCAAUUACUCUAGGAAUGAAUCGCCUAUGACCUUCCACGGCUCACUAACUCUACGAAUACUAUGUAAACAACGACCAUUUUCUUGGUCCCAUGUGUCCUUAUACCUAACACAUGGGUAUCACACCCCGCCUCACGUGAGAUCGUGACAUAUAAGUAAGAUAAACGAUCGUAAAUGCUGACAUAUAAUGACGGAGUUGGACCCACUCAUCAACCAUGGCGGUGCGGAUUCGAUUUACGAGAGAAUUAUUCGUCCAUCGUUGGCGGAGUUUUUUGGAACCAUUUUGUUUGUGUUUAUCGGUUGUAUGUCUGUCCAGACUGGAGAUGUAGGAUCAAUCGCCCUGUCUCAUGGACUGACCAUAACUCUCCUAAUUAUAGGACUUGGGAAAGUCAGUGGAGGACACUUUAACCCUGCCGUCACCCUCGGAGUAACGCUCUCGGGUGGAAAUCCCGUGAUCCUCAGCAUCUUCUACUUUAUUGCCCAAUUGCUGGGGGGUAUGGUGGGCGCGGCCUUCGUUCUUGCGGUCCUACCAGAAGCUGUGUACAAGGACACACACGUGAAUGGAGGGGCGCACACACUCGGGCCAGGCGUGGAUCCAGGUUGGGCAGUAAUGGCGGAGGGCAUAUUUACUUUCGUCUUGGUUUUCACUGUUUUGAUGACUGCAGUGGAUGACAAUAACAACAAAUUAGCCCCUUUGGCUAUUGGAUUCGCUGUAGUUGUAGACAUUACAGCAGGAGCUCAAACCACUGGGGCUUCGAUGAAUCCUGCCAGAAGUUUCGGUCCUGCUGUGGCGUAUUCCAAAUAUGGCAAUGUCAAUGUGUGGGAGCACCACUAUGUGUAUUGGGUAGGGCCAGCCUGUGGUGCUGUGGUGGCGGCGGUUUUUUAUAAGAUGCUUUUUUCCACGGGAAACAGAAGGCUCUACAGUGAACGAUAAAACGAUGUGGACAUUUUAUUUACGUCUCACUAGUGCGUGUACAUGAUAUUUAUAUAUAUAUUUUUUUACAGUUGUACAUGUGUGUGGAUAUAUAUGUUGUCAUGAAGCUAAGAUUUCGUACACUAUUAAAUCGGGCAAAAGAAGUAUGUUUGUGGGUAGGAGUUUUAGACACACGUUUCAAUGCUAGUAAUUUUAUGAAGUUAGUUAUUCUAAGCAAAUUCGACGGUUUCGUCUGCAGGGCGCGUUUUUGUUCAUUUUUGAGGUACAAUGUCAUUAGAAGAAAUACUCGAAUAUUUAACCACAAUAGAGCGAAAGAAGACAUUAUGUUUAUAACAUCAUCUUAAAUUAAAAAAAAAAAAAAAAAAAAACUAGGAAAAAAGAUUACUUCGCCCACUAACACCUUAAAUAAAUUGAAGAUGUUUGAAAUGACGGCGGACGCUCUACACAAUCCGGCAAUACCAGCGUAGUAUGGUAGUGUAUUAGUAUGAUAUUGUAUGUAAUGUGUAUGUAUUUUCAAUUUAUAUAUGACUGUUCUCUUUUGUAAUUUAUAUACUCUUAUUAUACAUGUUUAUGUACUUAUACAUGAGUAUAUUAGCUCAAAGAUAAUAUUGAAAACUUUAUAAUCUUAUUUGGGUUUGAAUAAAUUGUUUUUGUUAAAA
Molecule: messenger RNA, 4073 nt
Organism: Ostrea edulis (European flat oyster)
Lineage: Eukaryota; Metazoa; Mollusca; Bivalvia; Ostreida; Ostreidae
Product: aquaporin-8-like
Exons: 5
Coding region: 2668-3414 (248 amino acids)
Biological process (GO): transmembrane transport
Cellular component (GO): plasma membrane
Molecular function (GO): water channel activity
Source: RefSeq, a predicted model, not a curated record